Molecule: messenger RNA, 5829 nt
Organism: Lodderomyces beijingensis
Lineage: Eukaryota; Fungi; Ascomycota; Pichiomycetes; Serinales; Debaryomycetaceae
Source: the annotation of a GenBank genome assembly
AUGUCGCGAUUGGACAGGUUGGUGGUGCUAUUGGAGACGGGCUCCACGCCGUUUAUACGCAACACGGCGGCUGAUCAAUUGUCGGACUUGGCCAAAUCGCAUCGGGAGGACGUGCUAAAUCUACUAGCGAAGGUAUACCCCUUUUUGAAGUCGCCCAAGUGGGAAACACGAAUCGCCGCAGCAAGGGCGUUUGGCGGCAUUGUCAACCACGCCAAAGUAUGGGAUCCAAACGCGCAGGAGGACGGCGACUCGUUUGCCAAGAGGGAGGUCGAGGAAAGCCCAUCGUACGAAACUGCGUCGUAUAUCAAGCAGGAAGUAGACAACAAGGUGCAAAUCAAGCGGGAGCAAGAUGAAGAGUUGGAGCAACUCGACUGCAAGUUUUCGAGUCUACUAUCUUUUGACUCGUUCAGUCUCGAGGAGUUGAUCAAGGGCGGGAUCAAACUCCUAGCUUCGCAAUCCGACAACACCGUCAACUGCGACAGCAUAUGCGACGAUACCCUAAUCGGACGUAUAAAACGACAUCGAGCCAACGUCUUGCCCAAGGAGGAAAAACAACGAGAAGCUCGAGUGGAAGCAGCAGCAGAUGCAGAAGCGGAAAAGUUGGAUGAAGAUCAUCACCCCCAUAUCAAACAGGAAAUCACUGGCGAUGACUGGGACUCGCACUCAGAGACGCCCACACCGGCACAUUCACCAACUACAGAACGACCACCGCUUGUAGGGGCCAGCGGCGGCGGCGGCGGCAAAGGAGGCUCCAGCGCACGGCUCAAGGCCAUGCAGAAACGGAAAGCCAAGGCAAACGCAAAAUUGGGAGGAAACAAGAUGAAAAAUAUCGACAUUUCGCAAAGCUCGCUAUCGAGGAAAAUGAUGGAGAAUGGCGAAGCCAUGGAGAUUGACUUUGAAGGAGGACAACAACAGAAUGAGUCGAAAUACGACGUCACCUCUCAACAAGGCGGCUCAAAAUUAGUAGUCGAGAGCAAGGCAAACGAAGUCUCGCCGUUGCUAUCACUCCACAGCAAAGUCUCGGGCCUAAUAUGGCAGUUUCAAGGUGUAUAUGAGCUUUUGUUGGCGGAUUUUUUCGACGACAAUUGGGAAAUACGCCAUGGUGCCGCGCUUGGCUUGCGAGAAUUGGUGAGAAAACACGGCAAGGGCGCGGGGAGAAUCUUGAACAAGCUGCAAAGUGAAAAUGAACAAAACAACAAGGCUACUUUGCAAGACUUGGCAGUGCGGAUAUGCAUCUUGUUCUGUCUCGACAGAUUUGGCGAUUACGUUUCCGACACCGUUGUCGCGCCAGUGCGGGAAUCGGCAGCUCAGACUUUGGCGGCGUUGUUGAUCCAUCUUGAUGACGAGACCGUUGUCAAGACAUUUGAGUGCUUGAAUGCAAUGACAUUGCAGGACAAUUUAGUGGCAAAAUGCUGGGAGGCCAAGCAUGGCGGGAUCUUGGGAGUGCGAUACCUCGUGAGCGUGAGGACAGACAUUUUGCUAAGCAAACCGGAGAUAUUUGACGGCGUUAUUAACAUGGUCUUGCGAGGGCUUCAGGAAAGCGACGACGACGUGCAAUCGGUGAGCGCGUUGACGUUGACGCCCAUUGCGUCGCAGUUUGUAACCACGAGACAAGCCGUGAUACAACAAUUGCUCACGGUGAUUUGGGAUUGCUUGGUAAACUUGAAAGACGACUUAUCGGCCUCAAUCGGCUCCGUGAUGGACCUUUUAGCCAAACUCUGCAGCCAUGCCGAAGUCAUUGCGAUUAUCCAGCAGGACGCGAGCGAGGUUGACAACACUUUUGAGCGCUUGGUGCCGAGACUUUACCCCUUCUUGAGGCACUCCAUUGCCAACGUGAGAAAAGCAGUGUUGCGCACCCUUUUGGAGUUUCUCAAGAUUGACGAUGCCGCAACUAAAACCUGGGUCAAUGCGAAAACAGUGCGGUUGUUGUUUCAGAAUUUACUCGUUGAACAAAACUCGGAUGUGUUAAAGUUGUCGGUGGAGGUCUUUGACAAGUUAUUGGUCGAGGUUGAGGCGGUCGGCUUGGACAUUGACGAGCUCUUUGUCAACCAAUCGGCAGACUUGUUGACGUUAACAAUGACCCCAAUUGGCAUUUCGAGGCACAAUUACCAAUUAAACACCAAUUUGAUCAUGCGUCCCUCGGGGCAAAUGCUAGGUCCAUUGGACACAGAUGACCAUCGCGGUGGUGUUAAGCGUACCAAGAAGCAAGUCGAGGAGAAACCCAGUGACAUCCCAGUGGAGGAUUUGAAAGUGAAUAUUGACGCUCCUGUUUACAGAGGUGACGUGAUGCUUGUCGGUUACGAAAAGAUGAUUGCUAUGAAAACAGCUGCAACGACUGCUUUUGGUAAAUUUGUGGCUCUCGCAUCUAAAAACCUGCAGAGCAAAGUGCUAUGCCUAAUCUUGAAUUAUAUGAAGUCCCCGCAUGUCACGGCGAGGUUGUUGAGUGCAUACACAAUUGAAGCCUAUGCGGUGGCGCUCAAACUGCACGACGAGUCUGCUCUGAAGGAAGUUGUCGACUUGUUGGCAGAGCCCAUCAAUUCCGUGUUGCAAGACCCAUCUUCCUUGCCAUACUUUAAAGAGUUGAUACCAACAUUGAAAUCAGUGAGAACUUCUUGUUUGCAGCUCUUUGACUGCUUUGUAUCAACGGCCAGAUUAUCCCCUUCCAAGAUUCCUCAGAUCCCCAUCCUUGUCAAGGGAGAAACCGACGCAGGACCUGGUGCAUUCAGUCUUGAAAGCACCGAAAAGAUUUGCACUGAAACAUUUGAAAAAUUGAAAAGAAGCUUAUCUUCGUCUCACAGACUCUCGGCGAACCAGGCUCUCGAGGAUGCCAAGCACAGAAUUGUGGUGGCGAUUGAGGAGUCGCGCCAGGCCACCAAUGCUAAAACCACUGCACUUUUGGCUGCGUAUGCAGGCGCGUAUUUGAAGCUCGUUGGUUUGCCCAAGAAGUUGAACCCGAUAAUAAAGUCGUUGAUGGAAAGCAUCAAACUGGAAGAGUCACUAGUGUUGCAGAAGCGCUCGGUGCACUCGGUUGCCUACUUGAUUAAACAACUCAACGAGAGCAAAAAACAAAAUGUUGCCCACAAGAUUGUCAAGAAUUUGUGUGCAUUCAUUUGCGUGGAUACCGCUGAGGUUCCCGAGUUCCAUCACAAUAUCGGCUUCAAGGAUAACAUCCUCUCGUUGAGAAAAGAGGAAGCGCUGAGUGACCCUGCCGACAUUGUCAUCCACGAGAGAGCAGUGCAAGAGGCACGGAUCAAACGACAGGGAGCAUUGAUGUCCUUGGAGGAAGUUCUCAAGAUAUACGGAUCCAAAGUGUUUGAGCAAGCUCCAACAUUGAAAGAGCUCACGAUUGGACCGCUCAAGGAGUUGUCAACCAUUUCUAACGAAGAAAUCACGCUGGAUGAGUUCAAGGGCCAAAGCAUCAUUGAUGCCUUGGGCAUCUUAAAGGCGCUUUUGCCAAAGCUUGACCAAAAGCUACUUCCCGAGGUAACGGACAAUUUGGAACUUUUGCUACCAGGAUUGAAAUCCGAGUUUUCCGUGUUGCGUUACUCAACGGCGAAAUGCUUUGCUGCAAUCUGCUCAGUGGUUCCCACGAAAGCUUUCACAUUCUUGGUCAAACAUAUCUUGCCGAUGCUCAAAAACGCCGGUAGUAUUACCGAGAGACAAGGUGCAAUAGAAACUAUAUACCAUAUAUCGGCAACAUUGGGCGCCGACAUUUUACCGUACGUGAUGUUUUUGAUCGUGCCGGUUUUGGGAAGAAUGAGCGAUGCAGAUCACGACGUGAGGAUCUUGGCGACAACCACAUUUGCCUCGAUUAUCAAACUCGUGCCGCUCGAGGCCGGUAUUCCCGAUCCGGUGGACAUGCCAGCGGACAUGUUGGCAGGCCGAGAAAGAGAGCGGGAUUUCAUUCUGCAGAUGAUGGAUCCAUCCAAGAUUAAGCCAUUCGACUUGCCUGUCUCCAUUAGUGCCACCUUGCGCAAGUAUCAGCAAGAAGGGGUCAAUUGGCUAGCAUUUUUGAACAAGUAUCAUUUACACGGGAUCUUGUGUGACGACAUGGGGUUGGGCAAGACUUUGCAAACCAUUUGUAUUGUUUCCUCGGACCAUCAUACUAGAGCUGAAAAAUUUGCCGAGACCCACUUGGACGAGUUUCGAAAAUUGCCUUCUUUGGUGGUGUGUCCUCCCUCGUUGACAGGGCAUUGGGAGCAAGAAAUCAACCAGUAUGCUCCAUUCAUGUCUGUGCUAGUUUACGCAGGCAACCCCGGUAUACGAAUCCCGUUGCGGUCGCAAUUGUCAAAAGUUGACGUGGUGGUGACUUCUUAUGAUGUUGCGAGAAACGAUGUUGAGUACAUCACCGCCCAGGACUACAACUACUGUGUCUUGGAUGAGGGACAUAUCAUCAAGAAUGCCAACUCCAAGUUGGCCAAGUCCGUUAAGCGCGUGAGAGCCGAGCACAGAUUGAUCUUGUCGGGGACGCCCAUUCAGAAUAACGUCUUGGAGCUCUGGUCGCUAUUUGACUUUCUCAUGCCGGGCUUUUUGGGAUCGGAAAAAGUGUUUCACGAAAAGUUUGCUAAACCGAUAGCAGCAAGCAGGAAUAGCAAAACUUCAUCGAAGGAACAAGAAUCAGGUGCACUAGCUUUGGAGUCGUUGCACAAGCAAGUGUUGCCGUUUAUGUUGCGUCGUUUAAAAGAAGACGUGUUGUCGGACUUGCCUCCGAAAAUUAUUCAAGAUUACUAUUGCGAAUUGAGCGAUUUGCAAAAGAAGUUGUACAAGGAUUUUGCAAAGAGCCAAAAGGACAGCAUUAAAUCCGAGGUGUCUUCUGCUUCCUCUGCUGCUGCUGCUGCCUCCUCCUCGGCCUUCGAAAAACAAGGCCAAACGCACGUUUUCCAAGCAUUGCAGUACAUGCGAAAAUUAUGUAACCAUCCAUCGCUUGUGGCGUCGCCCAAGCAUCCCAAAUUUGAAGAAGUCCAAAGGUUUUUAACGUCGAGCAACUCGAAUCUCAAUGAUAUCGAGCAUUCUCCAAAGUUAAUGUCGUUGAAGACGUUGUUGCUUGAAUGUGGCAUUGGAUCACAAGACGCCGAGACUUCCAAGCUGAAGAAAAACAACCAGUUAUUGCAGACCCAGGGGGUUAUUUCCGAACAUCGUGCAUUGAUCUUUUGCCAGUUGAAGGAUAUGUUGGACAUAGUUGAGAAUGACUUGUUGAAGAAAUAUUUGCCAUCGGUGACGUAUAUGAGGCUCGACGGAAGCACAGAUCCGCGCCAUAGGCAGUCGAUUGUCCGGAAAUUCAACGAAGAUCCGUCCAUUGACUUGCUUUUGCUCACGACAAAAGUUGGUGGGUUAGGUUUGAAUUUGACUGGUGCCGAUACGGUUAUCUUUGUUGAGCAUGACUGGAACCCCAUGAACGAUUUACAAGCCAUGGACCGAGCGCACAGGUUGGGCCAGAAGAAAGUCGUCAACGUUUACAGAUUGAUUACAAAGGACACUCUUGAAGAGAAGAUUAUGGGAUUGCAGAAAUUCAAAAUGAACAUUGCAUCUACUGUGGUUAACCAGCAAAACGCCGGCUUGCAGUCGAUGGACACGAACCAGUUGUUGGACUUGUUUGACGUGGAGGACUCUGGCGUUAAGGAGGAGCAAGAAAAGGGAACCGACGGCGGCAGAACCAACGGUUUUGGCGCUGCCCAGAGCAACAACAACAACAACAACAUGCCGGAGACUUUGGCGGGAGGUUUGACUGGAAAAGCAGCUGGUGCUGUGGGAGAACUUGCUGAGUUGUGGGAUGAGCAACAGUAUGAAGAGGAGUACAACCUCGACAACUUUAUCAAGACUUUAAAGUGA